UGCAUGCCAAAACUCCAUCCUUGAUAAAUUGGAAAGAGAGAGCAAUGGUGGAGAAGUCCAAGAGAAGACCAAAGCCAUGGAGGGAGCUCCUCUCAAGCUUCAUGGCAUGUGGGCGAGCUUUUAUGUGCAUCGCGUCCAACUGGUCCUCCAUCUGAAGGGCGUGGAGUACGAGUACAUAGAGGAGGAUCUUAGCAACAAGAGCCGUGCCCUCUUGCUCCAGAACCCUGUACACAAGAAGGUCCCAGUCCUGCUCCAUGGCGAUCGUCCCAUCGCCGAGUCCACCAUCAUCAUCGAGUAUAUUGACGAAUUCUGGAGGGAGAAGCCCAUCCUGCCAACAGAUCCUUAUGAACGAGCUGUUGUGCGCUUCUGGUGCCAUUUUGUUGAUGACACACUACGUCCAUCAUUUGGAGCAAUCCUUCGUUCCUCAGCAGAAGGACAAGGGGCAGCAGUUGACAAUUUUUGCCAAAACCUAGAGUUUCUUGAAGCUGAGCUUCGUGAUGGCUUUUUUAAGGGAAGAAAAUUUUUUGGUGGCGGAAGAAUUGGCCUUCUGGACAUUGUUAUGGGUUGUGGCUUAUACUGGAAUUCGGCAUCUGAAGAUGUAUUAGGGCUAAAGAUCAUAGAUCAAGAGUCCUUCCCUUUUUUCACAUCCUGGUUUGAAAGUUUCAAUGAAGCCAAGGAGGUGAAGGAAGUCAUCCCACCAACUGAGAAAUUGGUUGAGUAUGUAAAAGGCUUGCUUCAGAAAAUGUUCAAUUAGAAGACUAUUAGAUCUCUUGAUCAAGUAAUCAAUUCUGGAUGUUUUCCUACUUCAUUUGAAUUGCAUAUUGGAGAUUCUAAUUUAUAUAGCAAAAAAGAACUUGGAUAUAUUUCUGUAUGAUUUACUACUUUAAUGAAAAUCAUUUCCUCUCCUUUUAUGCCC
This is a messenger RNA of Phoenix dactylifera (date palm), 916 nucleotides long. RefSeq names its product glutathione S-transferase U7-like. Gene Ontology annotation, cellular component: cytoplasm. Gene Ontology annotation, biological process: glutathione metabolic process. Lineage: Eukaryota; Viridiplantae; Streptophyta; Magnoliopsida; Arecales; Arecaceae. The record is from RefSeq and is a predicted model, not a curated record. Gene Ontology annotation, molecular function: glutathione transferase activity.